This is a messenger RNA of Cadophora gregata, 592 nucleotides long. RefSeq lists its product as uncharacterized. The record is from RefSeq and is a predicted model, not a curated record. Gene Ontology annotation, cellular component: membrane. The transcript has 3 exons. Bases 61 to 387 code for a protein of 108 amino acids. Lineage: Eukaryota; Fungi; Ascomycota; Leotiomycetes; Helotiales; Ploettnerulaceae.
CAACUCUAAAUUUCGUCGCAAAUGACGUAGUUUGGGAGGCCUAUUGUGCCCUGGAUUCUUAUGUAUAUAUAUGAAGCCCAGGAGUUCCCGGGUCUUUGGUAUUGUAUCAAGUCUCAUUCAUCGAAGAAACGUAACUUCAUAUACAAUCAGUCACACUUCUCACUGCGCAAAAGCAAACUACAUACCGCUAAAAUGGCAGCAUCAUCAACUUCUGACAUGUGCCUCUACCUCCUGGCAGUAUUUGUACCAUUCGUUCCAGUAUUCAUCAAAACUGGAUGCAGCUGCGAUCUCCUAAUCAAUAUUCUACUUGACUGUCUGGGUUGGAUUCCUGGUGUUAUUCAUGCGUGGUAUAUCAUUGGCAGACAUGACCCAGCGGCGUACCGUUAAGGAAAAUCGGGGAUGGGGUUUCGAGCCAAGUUGCGAAGUUGAUAGUGGACUUGUAUAUAUUUGUGAAGCCUGGUGAGGAGAACUGGAUGAAAGGAUGAUACCCCGGUGUACAUGUAUGAUAGUUGAGACUCUUUGGAAGCAUCUGGAAAACGAACACUUUGUACCAAAUUAUUCGAGAAAUUAGAAGACCUUGGUGUGAACCGCC